Messenger RNA from Numida meleagris (helmeted guineafowl), 4001 nucleotides. RefSeq names its product KIAA1257 ortholog (gene CFAP92). NCBI's taxonomy places the organism in Eukaryota, Metazoa, Chordata, Aves, Galliformes, Numididae. The transcript has 17 exons. The coding region runs from base 330 to 4001 and encodes 1223 amino acids. The record is from RefSeq and is a predicted model, not a curated record.
AUUACUUUAUAAACCCGUCUAGCAGAGUCUGCAGUGGUUUAAGGAGAUCGCGUUAGAGAAGAUGCUUGUUGGUUUGGAUUUCUCUGGGUAGAUUGUUCAGGAGAAUGUCAGUGGGACAUGGGAGCAUUAUAUCGUGGGGUGACUGCAACCGGUGCCUGAAAAUCUCUCCUGACAGCCACUCCUCAGCAGCCACAGUUACUCAAGUUGGCAAUGUUAGCUGGUGCUUAUUUAUCAGUCACUGCCUAACAGUGAAAAUUAACAUGUAUGCUCAGUUUGGAUAGUUAAGAGAAGGAGUGUCUUGUUAGGAGAAGGGAGCAGCUAUUCAAGAGAUGAGGCAUGGUUCUCCUGCGGCACUGAGGUGUUGGGUUACAGCAGGAAGAGGUGCGUCCAGCCUUCCCCCGGGCAGCUCUGCUUUAUGCGUAUUGUCAGGGUGGCAGGACACGUGUGCCUUGGGAGCUGCAGGCACAGGGUGGAGGGAGGAGUUCCUGGACUUCUAUGGGCCCUUCUGGCAGUUAAACCAGAAGCAAAAGCCAAAGACAACCAAUCCUCCUGAUAGGCAAGGAAAGAGAGCUCAGGCUGAUGAACUGGGAGCUGCACUAAGAACGAAGCGUUGCUAUCACAUUGAGUACUUCCUUUUACCAGAUGAUCUCGUGCCUAGAAAACUGGAUUUGGUGGUGUUUGGGAUGGCUGCAAAGCUAUUUGCAGAAUCUGAUUCCAAGAUUAUUACGCCAUGGCUUGAAGAUGACCAGAUGUGGAUCUCGUGGAACCAUAAUACAAAUGUCGAUGUCACUAACGAAUUUCUAAUAAAACUAAGAGAUCAUAAAAUAACUUUAAAACUUUGGGACACCAAGGACAAAGUUUUCUCAGAAGCAAGGCUUGGUAAACCAGACGUUAUGUCGUCAACAGAAAGAGAUGCAGAGGCUGCUGGUGGGGUGAAACACACAGUGCUGCUGCAAAGAAAAUUGUUUGAAGGGAGUCAGCCGGCACCCAGCUGUACAAAAACUAGAGGAGCAAAGGAAUCCAAGGCACAAAAAGAGUCUUCUGCCCUUCCCAUCACAGAAGAAACUGAUCAGAGUGGACUAGGAACAUCUAGUUAUGGUUUACUGCAUCCUUCAAAGACAGACUCCCUUACAGUGAGAUCUGUGGGUAAGGCCCAAGUUCUGGAGCAGAAAGCAGCUGUUCCUUCACAUAAUACAAUUUCAGAAGAAGCUGGGAAAACAACCAACAAUGUGGGAAUUCUGAUGUGUCAAACAGACAAGGCAACUACCUUUAAUGGUAGAAGAGAUUCUGGUGCUAAAAAAGAACCGGGUACUACUAUGGCAAAUAAAUGCAACAUUGCUUCACUGCAGUUGGGUCUCAUGCCUCUCCUCUCAGGAGAAAAAUCGGUGAUCAGUCGGCUGGAAGAAAACAGUCCUAUUCUUCUAGAUGCUUAUGUGUCUUUCACUGUAGAAACACCUCUUCUGUCUGAAAGACAAAGACAUGAAUUGAAUCCACUGACUAUAAGGAUUUAUUCAGCUACCAGCCUCCCAAACACACCUAUACCAAUAGAAGUGCUACAGAGAUUGUGUGUUCCUACCUACUGCAAAUACAAAUUUCACAACUUUCCAGCUCAUCAGACUCAUGGACAAAUCCAUGGAACUCAUGUCUACUUUAAGGAUGUUAACGUAUAUCUAACAGGAACAAUGAAACCUGGGGAAUUACAGAGGUAUCUUGGAGGUCCACCUUUGGAGAUUGAAGUCCAUGAUCGGGAUAGGAAGAUGGAAGGCAACCAAAAAAACCCAUGUUUAUUUGGGGAGGAUCAAGCUGAUGAAAACCUGGGAAAGGUGAGGCUCCUUGCUUGCAAAUCCACAAUCUCUAAUUCUUUUACAGAGAAUGAAGUGUGGCAUCCACAUGGGGUGGCUAAAGUAAGUCUAACUGAUCUGUUGUUGGGUAAAAAGUACCUGACUAUUAGUGCACCCAUUCACAGCUGUUCAACUCCAGAUACAGCUGCUUUCAAUAAAGAGGACAAAAAAAAGAAGACAGAAUCUGUGGAUACUUCUUCCCUAUUACCUAUGGGACAUUAUCUACAAUCAGACUCACUUUUGAAAGUACGAGUUGAAAUAGCAGUGCCAUUGAAAGUGCAUGAAGAAAUUGAUGAUGCUCAAGUGACAGAUUGCCCAUACAGUUGUAUAAUCUACAUUUUUGACUACAAUAAUUCAUCUUUAUUACAUGAUUUGGUGGAAGAGAUUACAGAAAUCAAUGCUAAAGCCCUUCAGCUGGACUGUUAUCCUGUACACAAAAUCAGAAUGACUCUUCCUACGUUAAAACUGAAAAGUAUGUUUGAGAAGGUUUCUGAGUUAGAUAUUGUUACUGGUUUUCACUUACUGGAUGGAGCUAUUCAUCUCUUUGUCUUGGAGGGAUUAAAAGACAAAGCCAUCAAGAGACUCUGGGAUAGACACUUUGAAAGGACUUAUAGACAUGAAGAUGGACAAGUGGAAAUACUAUAUAAUUCACAACUGUCUUUCAGUCAACGCCUGUAUACAGACCUGGAAGCAAUCUUUUAUCAUUUCCACCUCUGUAAGCCCCUCUUCAGUAUAGUGAAACAGCCUCUGCUUUAUGUCAGAGGAACGGUUCCUUGGGCAUGUUUCCAAGCCUUGUCCAGGCUCAGUUACCUCUGUCACAGCAAGAGGCUGAGGGAUGUUAUUCAGGGGGAUCUGCUGCCCUCAGCAGAAAUGAUCACAGCACUGAGUCAAAAGUAUGGAGUUCCAUUAACUGAUGAGGAUCUCUUCACUCGGAAACCUCCUUUACUCUCACUUUCCUCUCCUGAUACACCACCAGGAAAUGUUCGCAGAGGGAAAAAGGCAGUAUGUUCUUCAUUAGACAACCACAAUGAAAAGUAUGUGCAGUGGAAGAAAGAAAUAGCAGGCAAAUUGUCUUUUGAGAGAAACCAUAUUAAGGCUAACAUUGAUGCUGUAUGCCAGCUUAAAGGAAAGAUGAAAAAGCCAAAGUUGGAAGCUUUCAGGAUUUCUCCUGCUGAUGGCAAAUCUGUUUAUAACUACAGCUGUCAGAGCCUGAAUUCUGCAGAACUUGCAAAGAAGCAUCUUUGCCAGGAAAUGGCAAAGGACCCAAAAGCAAGAUUCACUUAUUGUCAUGAGUAUCUUUCAGCCAUGCUUGACCCAGUUGAUGUGGUUGCUGCCUGUAAGGAGUCCUUUGCAAAAUCCAAGAGCAUGUGGCUGUCACCAGAUGGAUUUGUAUUUCUUGGAUUUAAGAGCAGCAUUGAAAGCAACCUGCACCCUCGGAUGCCUGCUGAGGCACGUGUGGAGGAGUUAAGAGAGAAAUGGCAGGAGAAUGCUCUGUGUGCUAACAUGGAGCCGGUGCUGGCACGAGGCAGAUGGAGCUGGGACAAAAGGCACAUUGACUUCGAUCUCUACAAGAAGCCACCCGAACUCCCUGUGACAGCAGCCUCACUGACAGAUGCUACUCAUCUUGUGCAAACUGCAUUUGAUGAUACCAAGCUGAAGGUUCACCGGUGCUCUGCGGCAGCUGAGUUACGUACACAUGGGCCAGGAGCCAGUUCUCAGCUGCAGAAGCUCCAAGGACUUCUGAAAGAUGAGCCUCUGAAAUUCUCACUCAGGAAGCCAGGACUAAUUUUGAAGCCUAUCCCAGCCCUGUCAGUGCUGGACAGUCAGCCCUCUCAGAACAGUUCAGAAGUCCUGCCAGGAAAGAAGAGGAGCAUUUGCAGUGGCUUCGUACCAGGCCUUCAAGACCACCACAGCCUGAAGUGGAAUGGGAACAUUAUCCCAUGUCACAACAGAGAGCAUAAGAAGUUUGAAAAACUCAAAGGUGCAGAUUUCAAUUUACUUUGCUAUAAACAGUCAAUGUACAAGAGGGACCACGCAGCACACAGAUGCAGCACUACCUGUACGCAACAGGAAGACCCUCUCUGGGCUGAUAUUCUGGACACAGGUAACUCAGUGAAUACCAGAGAAUGUGUACAGGACAAAACUGGUUUGCUGAGCUAA